CCAUUUUCCUUGCCCAGAUCACAAAACACAACCAAACCACAUAAAAUAAGAUUCCCACGUUGUCCUCUGUUUCUCCCUGUGUCUCUCUCUUCAUUCGCAUUGACUCUAUCUCCUUCUCCAAUCUACUGUGCUAAUGGCGGAUCCAAUCUCGAAGACUCUGAUAGCGUUUGCGCUUUUAGCUUCUUUGUUGCUGUGUUCACACGCUUCCUCUGACGUUCCCUUCAUUGUCGCGCACAAGAAGGCCUCCCUCAACAGACUCAAGUCUGGUGCGGAAAGGGUCUCUGUUUCCAUCGACAUCUACAACCAAGGAACCUCGACGGCAUAUGAUGUGAGUUUAACGGACGAUAGCUGGCCAAGUGAUGCCUUUGAAAUAGUUACCGGCACCACUUCAAAGUCAUGGGAAAGGCUUGAUGCUGGUGGCAUCCUUUCUCACACAUUUGAGUUGGAGGCAAAAUCCAAGGGGUUAUUUGCCGGUGAACCAGCUGUCAUAAAGUUCCGUGUUCCCACAAAGGCUGCUUUGCAGGAGGCCUAUUCAACUCCCAUAUUGCCUUUAGAUGUUCUUGCUGAUAGACCACCCGAGAAGAAGUUUGAAUGGGUAUGUUUCCUAUAUUCUUGAACUUCACAAUUACAUGAAUCAAUAUCAAUUGCUUCUGUUGACUGAUGUGUUACCUUUUGUUUCGGAUACUAUGACAUGGUUGGACCGCUGGUAUCUCAGGCUAAGAGGUUGCUGGCUAAGUAUGGAUCUCUAAUCUCAGUGGUCACAAUCGUGGUGCUAUUUGUAUACUUGGUAGCUACUCCAUCAAAAUCCAGCACAAAAGGAAGCAAGAAGAAGCGUUAAUGAUUGGCAAAUUAGUGCAUUUGCAAUCAGACACUUGGGAGGCUAGAUCAUGAUAUUCUGACUGCGGUCAGUUUUUACCUGGUUGUUAGACUUUUUUGAAUGAAUGGUUAAAUGAGUUAGUGAGAGAAGAAAAACUUAAUUUCUUGACGGCAUAGCCUAAACAGAUGUUUUUGGUUCUCACUGGACGGAAUGUACUUUUAGCUAGCUAAAGUGUUUAAAUUA
Molecule: messenger RNA, 1060 nt
Organism: Vigna angularis (adzuki bean)
Lineage: Eukaryota; Viridiplantae; Streptophyta; Magnoliopsida; Fabales; Fabaceae
Exons: 5
Coding region: 134-616 (160 amino acids)
Cellular component (GO): endoplasmic reticulum
Source: RefSeq, a predicted model, not a curated record